Messenger RNA from Lethenteron reissneri (Far Eastern brook lamprey), 5297 nucleotides. Its product is annotated as serine/threonine-protein kinase Chk1-like. Gene Ontology annotation, biological process: DNA damage checkpoint signaling; protein phosphorylation. Gene Ontology annotation, cellular component: cytoplasm. NCBI's taxonomy places the organism in Eukaryota, Metazoa, Chordata, Hyperoartia, Petromyzontiformes, Petromyzontidae. Gene Ontology annotation, molecular function: protein serine/threonine kinase activity; ATP binding. The record is from RefSeq and is a predicted model, not a curated record.
UCCCAUCACGCAGCGCCGUCUCGCGUCUUCGCGACAGCUCGCGGCGUCUCCGCGGAGAGACAACUCGGCGGCGGCUCUGGCUGGAGUCCGAAGGAGCAUCGAGUCUGCGAGUCUGCUCAGGGUUGGGUUGCUGCUCGUGUCUCUCUGCCCCUGUGUUCAUUGUUGGUGUUUGCGCUGCUUGUUUAUUGUGGGGUUUGUUGUGUUGGCAUCGUUGUUUAUGUUUUGUGGUUUUACGUGUGUUUGUGUCUUUUGGUGUUAGUGGGUGUGUCUGUUUUAAUCUUAUGAUCAGAGUGAUGCUAGUUUUGUUGUGUGUCUGCAUGUGAUGGUAUUUGUAUGUUAUUUCUAGAUUUGAAGCUUUCGUGACUGCAAUGAUUCAUACUCUUAGUUCUUUCGGUAAAGUCACGUAGGUAAAAUAUGAAAUUAAAAUUAAUAAAAUAAAAAUCACGACGUUGUGUAUUUGUAUGUUAUGUUGGUGAUGGUGUUUCGUGAUGGGACAGUAGUGGAGAGAGAGUGGAGAGUUUACCAUUAUACCUGGGCAGUGUGGUCAUGACCGGCCCAAGUUUAACAGCAGAGGUCUCACUCCGAAUCAGUCGAGCGGCAGUAUCUUUUCAUCGGUUGCGUAACGCUGUGUGGAAGCUGCCUGGUCUGUCGCUCCGCACGAAGCUUCGGGUCUUCUCGGCCACAGUCAUUCCCUCUCUUAUCUAUACUUGCGAAACGUGGACCCCCCCUAAUGGAGCAUCUUCGCCGGUUGGAAACAUUUAGGCUGGCCUGCCUACGAUCCAUCCUGAGUUUAACCAGCAGGCUGGAUUGUGUGAGGAGCUCACAAAUCCUUGAAAGAUCUGGACAAAGUCCCAUCGGUGAGCUCCUCCGGCAGGCAAGGCUGCGUUGGCUGGGUCAUGUAGCCCGCAUGCCCAGCCACCGCAUGCCCAAACAGCUUUUGUUCGGCCGGAUCGAGGGAGCUAAACGGGCGCGGCACGGGCUAGAGAAGAGAUGGAGUGAUGUGGUACAGGAGGACGUGGAGCUGAGUGGACUUGCCGAUGACUGGUACCAGCGGUGUCAAGAUCGGCCUCUGUAGAGGCGGCUCGUGAAGGACGCUACUGGGCAGUUGAAGGCAGUCGCCCUCCAGCAACAACGGAGGGGAGAGGAGCGAUGCUCACAACAACGAGCGGAGCACCGGGUGGCUAAAGCACAGCAAGUUGGCACAGAAGGGGGCACAGGUGGUGUAUCAGCCAGUCAUCUCAGUCAACCCAUGGAACCUGGGUCUGCCCUGUGACCUGCCAGCGGGCAUUUGACACUUCACGUUGCCUUAACGUGAUGGUGUUAUGUUGGUGAUGGUGUCUGUGUGUAAUUUUGGUGAUCGUGUCUGUGUGUAAUGUUGGUGUAGGAGGCAUGGCGAUAGCAUUUGUGGAGGGAUGGGACCUGGUGCAGACACUCGGGGAAGGAGCUUAUGGAGAGGUGCGCCUGGCCGUGAAUCGCGCCACAAAGGAGGCGGUGGCGGUGAAGAUCAUCGACGUCCGGCGCGUGGCGGCGACCGCGGGGCCCGAGACGGUGCGCAAGGAGAUCUGCAUCAACAGCAUGCUGACCCACAGCAACGUGGUGCGCUUCUUCGGCACGCGGCGGGACGGCGACAUCCACUACAUUUUCCUCGAGUACUGCAGCGGCGGGGAGCUCUUUGAUCGCAUCGAACCGGACGUCGGCAUGCCGGAGUUCGACGCUCAGAAAUUUUUCCGGCAGCUGCUAGCCGGCGUGGAAUACUUACACAGCCUGGGCAUCACUCACCGUGACAUCAAACCAGAGAAUCUGCUCCUUGAUGAAAAUGACAAGCUGAAGAUCUCGGACUUUGGGCUGGCCACGGUGUUCCGGCACAACGGGCGGGAGCGGCGCCUGAGCCGCACGUGCGGCACGCUGCCAUACGUGGCCCCCGAGCUUCUGCAGCCCGACCCGACAUUCCGCGCGGCUCCGGUCGACGUGUGGGCGUGCGGCGUGGUGCUCACCGCCAUGCUGGCUGGCGAGCUUCCGUGGGAUCAGCCAGCGAUGUCGUGCAUGGAGUUUGUGGACUGGAGGCAGCGGAGGCUGCACGUGACUCCCUGGAGGAAGAUUGACUCCCUGCCCUUGGCUCUACUCAGGAAGGUCCUGGAACCGGACGCAGAGAAGCGCGCAACAAUCCCGGAAAUCCGCCAAAACUCCUGGUUUAACCACACCCUCAAGCGAGGUGGUGUGCGGAGGGAAUCGGGGGAGUCUGGACUCGGCUCCAAGCGAAUCUGCUCUGGGUUUGACCUCUCUCCAGGAUCGCUCGCCAGCGACGAGCGGGUGCGCUACUCCGUUUCUCAGCCCGAGCCGCGCCUCACCCAUCCGUCCCCCUCCCAGCCGACGGGCAGCUCCAUAAACGCCCUUCUUGGGGGCCUCAGCUUCUCCCAACCGCUCCACCCUGAUCACAUGCUUCUGAGCAGCCAAUUGCAGUCCACACCGGGGUCCUCGCAGAACCCCUGGCUAAGACUCGUGAAGCGCAUGACGCGCUUCUUUGUGCGUGGUGCGGCCGAGGAGGUGCGGUCACGCCUGAGCGAGGUGUGCGAAGGCCACGGGCUCUCCUACCGCCAGACCUGCCCCACGCAGGUGACCCUGUCGACCCUCGACCGACGCAACAACAAACUAAUAUUCAAGGUUACCUUCCUAGAGAUGGAUGGACGGCUCCUGCUUGACUUCCGCCUAUCAAAGGGUGACGGGCUAGAGUUCAAGAGGCACUUCCUGAAGCUGAAGGGUCACCUGUACGACAUCGUGAGUAAGCCGACCCCCACCUCCACCCCGACCUCGCCGACCCCGACCUCGCCGACCCUGACCUCGCCAUGACCUCAUGUCGACCUCUGGGGUCAAGAAGUCACCCAGGGAUGCCCAGUUCCGCUCUCCUUCCCGUCGUCGCCUGAAGGCAAUGUUAUGAACUCGGAGAUUUUUUUUCACUCGACUUUAGUUGAUGUUUUGGAUUUCUCGAGUGACGAGACUUGUCAAAGCAACAACAAAUGUAGCAACUUUCUGGGAAGAGGACAUUGUGCAUAUGUAGGAACGAUUCCACAAGUAUUAAGAAUCCUGUAGCAGUCCGCUGCGUGUGACACUUGGUAAAUGGCUUAGCGGUGACGUGCGCGAUGACUUCAUAGAUUCCUAUCUUGCGAGAUUAACUGCAUAUUUUAGGUUCGUUUGGGUGACUUUUCGCCCGAAAAGAGUUGGCGCAACCCUGACUUUCAAGGUCAGAUUUAAAAAAAAAACGGAAGUGACGGUGGAGAUUCGAGCAGACGGCGGAGACGCAAGGUGGUGGCCAACGGCGGCCGGGCAGCAACUUUGGACGGCUCGGGGAGUUUUCUGUUAGUUGGGCAGCUCGGUGGGGCAGUAGCAACGCUCACGCCUCAUGGCAAAAAGGGGCCUGGGUUCCAUUCCCGACUUGGGCACCUUCCUGUGUGGAGUUUGCAUCUUCUCCGCCUGUUCUGACAUAGGUUUCCUCACACUCCGGGUUCUGCGGUUUUCUCCCAUAGUUUAAAACAUGGCAUUGCCACUGGUGUUGGCCUGACGUGCUCGAUUGUAGCAGGACCAUCCUCAAAAAGAGCGGUGAGACUCGACCGGUGUGGCUUACCCGGCGGAAUAAAUAAUGAACAUUUAACGUUCGUGUGAACCAAUGCAAAUGCUUUUUGUGAAUUAUGAGCAACUCGUCAGAGAUGUGCUUGCGUGCGAACUGGACACAAGCAAAGGUUGUAACGCUACUCGCAAAGUGAAAUUGCAAGGUGGGAAAAAGACCAGAUUGGGAAUAGUGGCUCAGUCCUCCAAGCAUGCCUCAUGUGACAUCACCACACUGUGUGUGUAAUGCACUCAGCUUUGGGGUGCCGUGGUGGCCAGAUGUUAAAUACCUCGCCUGGUAUGCAGGAGGUCGUGAGUUUGAUUCCAACCCUGACAACUGCUAUAUAUUUGGAGUUUGCAUGUUCUCCCCGUGGUGGCAUGGAUUUUUCUCUGGGUUCUCCGGUUUUUCCCUCCACAGAAAAAUGCAUUUAUCGUAGUUGGUUACUAUAAAUUUCCACGUGAUAAGCCACUUCGUUGAGCCGUAAUUUCUCGCCAAAUUGUGCCUGUUUUUAUUUCUAAACAAGGCAGCAGGAGGCAACAAUGGCUAUAUGCUACUGAUGAUUCAUAAUUAUGAUAAAACCGAAGGUGUAGUAAAUGAGAGUGAAUGCUUCUCUUGAUUUAAGCUGGGUUGUAAGUAUUUGGGGGGGGAAGAGACGAUGACGGGAGGAGGGGAUUUCAGAGUGGAGCCGCGUGAGGGAAGAACCGGAGAGAGAGAAGUGAGGUGACCCGCAGUGUGGCUCACCCCCAGAGCGCGGGUGAGAUGAAACCAAACCAGCUGGCAGACCGAGUCCUCACUCACGGUAGUAGCGAUGGAAGAGUGACAAGGAGGAAAUUCGCCGUAGGAGAGCGAGUAAUUGGAAUUAAUCUGUGAGCUCUGGAUCAUCGGUCGCACCGAUUGCUCUUUGCGUGUAAUUCUCCAGGACGCCGUGAGGUAGGAACCGGGUGCUCCGCCCCAGACGUGGUGACAGGAUUCCAGUUUGGGCUUGCGUUGUGCUCCGUAGAGCAGGAAUAAUUGUUCAGAGUUAAAGAUGGCUAUGGUGAUGCCCAGGGCUUGUGUUUCUCAGAAUCUUUUUCCCGACUGGAAUGGGGGCGUGAUUAGUGGACCAGAGCUAAAGCGAUGUGCUGUGCCAGGAGCUUAAAAAGUUUACGGGUCGAGCAACCCAGGCAGAACCAGGCUGAAAUUAAUCCCCUGAAGAUGCUGGGAAGGACUAAUGCUGUGGCUGCAAUGUCAUCACCUUCUGUGCAUGUUGUUAAUGUUACUCUGUUAAUGUCACUCUUUGACUUUGUCUACGUUUGUUUUUGAUUGUUCUGAGCUGGCUCCCAUCCCCCCACCGCAGGUGGGAGUAGCGCUCUGAGUCAACGUUGCAAGAUUUUUCCCAGAGUAGAUUUGUUAAAUUUUAACUUAAAACUUUCUUGACUGCAGGAAUUCAUAUUCUUUGAUUCUUUCGGUAAAGUCACGUAGAUAGAAAAAGUAAAUUGAAUAAAAAUUGUAUUAACUUUUUUUUAUCUACGUGACUUUAUCGAAAGAACCAAAGAAUAGAUUUGUUUUUUAAAACCCGUUCACGGAAUUCUCAUUCUUCCGAGCCGUGUCACCAGCACGCGCACACAACUACGCGUGUAAAACGUUAUCAAGUUACGCGUCUUUGUUUUUGUGUAGAUUUGUAACCUUCCUAAUAAAAGUCAAAAACAGAAGCGAA